CUUAUAUAUAUAUCACUCUCCCCUCUUACAAUCUUUCGAGGAAGCAAAAACUCAAUUAGACAAGAAGCACAAGAAGGAGAAGAGAAGCAGAGUUCGACCAAUCGAUCGUUUUACACAAACAAAGGUAGCUUUGUCGAUCGUUAGAUCAAUCGAUCUGUGGCUAUGGCGGAAGAGUUUAUUAAUCAAGUCGGCGUAUGUAGUGGCAAUUGGUGGAACCCAUCAAGGAACGCCCUCUUUGCAGGCGGCUUGUCGCUGUGCUCCGGUGCAGCCGGCGACGUGGCUAGCUAUGGCUGGCCGGUGGAGCCGAACUUCAGCAGCAUGACCUCCUCGUCCUCGGUGAACUCUGAUUGGACCCAGGCCUUGUUGUUUGGAGGAGGUGCUAAUAAUGGAAUAAGGACUCCUAGCGAAAGCAAUUUCAACUCCAACAAUAUUAUGCACGAAAGCGGGUCGUCCGAUUCGUCCCAGAUCAACAACGACUGGAGUCCCGGACUCCCCGGGAACUUUUCUGGGAAACCGGUUGAAGAUCAUGAAGAUUCCUCCCCCAUGAGCGGUUUCAGAAACCAAAUUAGUUUCCCUACCCAGUCAUCGGAGAACUAUGCUAACCAUGACAUUUCAUCGUCAUGUGGAUACCCUUCCAAUAUGAUCAAAAGUUUCUUGCUCGACCAAGCUCAACCUUCUCUCUUUGAGAACCGGCCAAAUCUUUCGGCAGCGGGUUAUUCCUCCCCAUUGGUCCCGAGCUACGGGUCGAGCUGCUCGGAUGAGUCAUCGCCUGCUUCUUUUGGGAAGCUGUCUUCUCUCUUGACACCGAUUAAUAGCUCACUUCCAAACCCUCCUCAGCCUAGCAGGCUUCAGUUCUCUAACAACACACCCUACUGGAACGCCUCCUUUUCAGCUCUUGAUGAUGUUUGUGCGGGUCUCUUUGCUUCACCACAGUCGACUCUUGCCGGUGGGUCACUUGAUGAGAAACCAGAUCACUCCAGCUUAACCCCAAAGGCUACCUCUCAAUAUUCUCGAGUAAGUGGGUCCUUGGAUAAGAAAGCAAGCCCGGAGCCUGCUUUCAAAAGGGCCAGAAUCGAAACACCAUCACCAUUACCAACGUUUAAGGUUCGAAAAGAGAAGUUAGGGGACCGAAUCACUGCACUCCAGCAACUAGUUUCACCUUUUGGAAAGACUGAUACGGCCUCAGUUCUCCAUGAAGCUAUUGAGUACAUCAAGUUCUUGCAUGAUCAAGUCAAUGUUUUAAGUUCCCCAUAUAUGAAAAAUGGAGCUCAGCCUCAGUAUCAACAGGCUUGUACCGAUAAUAAAGCUCCGAAAGAUGCAGAAGGGCCCAAGAUCGAUCUGAGGAGUCGCGGGCUCUGCUUGGUACCGAUAUCCAGCACAUUCCCAGUCACUAGUGAGACCCCAACCGAUUUUUGGAACCCAACUUUCGGGAGAUCCUUCCGAUAAACCCAUACGUAUAUACAUGUAUAUGGGGACCCUCCUAAGAAUACUGAUGACCACGUCCACAUCUAAUUCAGCAAAAAUUCAAGCGCAAAAUUACUUCAUCACACACAGGACGGGAAAAGGAGGAGGACCAGGAGACCCCCUUUUAAGUGCUGGGCCAGGGCUGCAAAGCAGAUUAAUGAUGGGAUGCUAUAGAAGAUGAUUGAACAAGAAUACCUUUAGUUUUUCCUUUUUAUGAAAUUAUUGAAAGGUGAGAGAUUAAUUAGGGACAGGAACAAGUGCUAAAUUCAGUUAAAAAUUAAGCUGACUUUAGUUUAUCCUAGUACCUCAAAAUUUAUUCUGUUUUUCUUUUUUUUUUUUUGCUUCUUUUUGAUUUUGUAAUUAGUCAAGCAGAGAAGCUGAAUUUAGCUCUUGGAGCUAAUCAAUGGAAAUGCUCCUUAUGUUCCUGUUCCUAUAUAUAUGCAAGUGCCUGUAUUAGUAUAUAUAGGGCUGGCACGCACCACCUCUUUAUUUUGUGCUUUUUUUUUUCUUGAAAUGAAGGAAAUAAUAGAGGGACAAUUUCUUGA
Punica granatum (pomegranate) is the source of this 2009-nucleotide messenger RNA. NCBI's taxonomy places the organism in Eukaryota, Viridiplantae, Streptophyta, Magnoliopsida, Myrtales, Lythraceae. The record is from RefSeq and is a predicted model, not a curated record.